AUGGCUUCGGCGGAUACCCGCACCCGGCAAGCACGCUACGACGAGGCCACCGACGAGCUGGUUGUCCCGGCAUUAACGGCCGCAGUCUUCGUGGAUGGCAUGGGACUCGUUGCAGCCGAUCCGGCUUGUGUGCCCUUCCGAGGUCACUUCGAGUACCGCUGGAAAGUUUACACCGACCUCCGCCACUUUGCUUGUUCGAGCUGGGGACUUCCGGGUUCUUUUCUCCAAGGGUUGGGCUUCACCAAGGACGAGGCCUCGGGGGCAAUCACCUACAGGGAGUGGCUGCCACCAGCGAGAGCUGUGUCACUGGUGGGCGAUUUCAACAACUGGGACGAGGUUCGAAGGUCUAUCGCGUACCCGCAUGGAUUCGCUGGUCGUGUCCAGACUUGGGCCACCUGGCUGCGGGCCGGAAAAGAGGAGUACUGUUUCGAAGGCUUUCAGGCUGCACGCCCAUCGCUGCCAAGCACACUUCGCAUCUACGAGGCCCACGUGGGCAUGUCCUCCACCGAGCCCAAGUGCAACAGCUACCUCGAGUUCGCGAAGGAUGUGUUGCCUCGCAUCAAGGAGGCUGGCUACAACUGCGUGCAGCUGAUGGCUAUCAUGGAGCACUCCUACUAUGGCUCCUUCGGAUACCACGUCACCUCGCCCUUCGCCGUGUCUUCGCGCUCGGGCACGCCGGACGAGUUCAAGGCCUUGGUCGAAGAGGCGCACCGCCUGGGCAUGCUGGUGCUCAUCGACCUCGUCCACUCCCAUGUUUCCAACAACGCCGACGAUGGGCUCAAUGGCAUGGAUUUCGGCCAAGCCGAAAGCGAGUCGUACUUCAUGACCGGUGAGCGAGGCUACCACAAGCUUUGGGACUCACGCCUCUACUGCUACAAGAACUACGAGGUCUUGAGGUAUCUUCUCUCCAACCUACGAUGGUGGCUGGAGGAGUACAACUGUGACGGAUUCCGCUUCGACGGUGUGACAUCGAUGUUGUACCACCACCACGGCCUUUACAUGAGCUUCACCGGCAACUACGAGGAGUACUUCGGAAUGUCCACGGAUGUGGAUGCGGUGGUCUACCUGAUGUUGGCAAGUGAGCUGGUAAGAAGCGUGCGACCAGAUGCUGUGAUGAUCGCGGAGGAUGUUUCCGGCAUGCCUGGCUUGUGUGUGCCCGUCGCUGAAGGUGGCAUCGGCUUCGACUAUCGUCUUGCCAUGUCCCUCCCAGACAUGUGGAUUUCUCUUCUCAAGGAUGUCAAGGACGCGCACUGGGGAAUGAACCACAUUAUCUCGGCGAUGUGCAAUCGCCGAAGAGGGCGCGAGAAGACGGUUGCCUAUGCCGAGAGCCAUGACCAGUCCAUCGUGGGAGACAAGACCAUCGCGUUCUGGCUCAUGGACGCCGAGAUGUACACAGGCAUGGGCGAUGAUGGCACUCCUGGCUCUGUCGUGGUUUCGCGUGGCAUGGCGAUGCACAUGAUCAUCCGGCUGCUCACGCUCGGACUGGGCGGGGAAGGCUAUCUGAACUUCAUGGGCAAUGAGUUCGGUCAUCCCGAGUGGGUCGACUUCCCACGAGAAGGGAACAAGUGGUCCUACGCUCAUUGCCGACGACGCUUCGAUCUGGCUGACAGCGGGCUACUGCGGUACAGGUUCCUGCUCAAGUGGGAUGUGGCUAUACAUGCACUGGAGGAGAGCACCGGAUUCGCCAGUGACGAGCAUCUUCUGGUUUCAAGCCAGCAUGAGGAGGACAAGGUGAUUGUCUUCGAGCGUGGCGAUCUUCUCUUCGUGGUUAACCUCAAUCCCGGCAAGGACUAUGCGGACUACAAAGUGGGCGUCCGCGAGCACGGCAGGUACAAGAUUUGUUUGGAUUCCGACGCCUACGACUUCCGUGGACGAGGUCGGACCGUGCACGAUUGGGUUUACUUCUCCGAGCCCGAGGGGGUGCCCGGUGGGCCGGGCAACUUCAACAAUCGCUGUGCAUCGAUCACGCUCAAGGUGAUCAAGAAAACAGCUUCGGCAGAGGAGUUCAUGGCUCUUUUGGACAAGGAGGUGCAUCGUCCGUCGUUCAACGCCCUUCACCUCUCAGCGGCCUUUACGCGGUUGGCCUUCUUCGCGAAGCGGCGGAAGCUGAACGCCGCAGAUGUUCGGAGCACUGUGUGGAGGAGACUGUCUGCCAGACUCAACUUCGUGCUCAAGCAUGGUAAGAUCACGCCGCGUGCGGCUGCUAACAUUCUGUGGUCUAUCGUCCCAGUUUCUCAGGCCUUUGGCGAGCAACACGAGUGGAUUUCUCCAUCUUUGAUUCGCUGCGUGCGGGAAUCAGCUGGAUCUAUGAAUGCCUUUGACCUGGCAAACUCCCUUUGGGCUAUCGCAAGACUUGAGGAAGCCCAGCCAGAGGUCCUCAAAGCCGUGCCAGCCCUGGCGGCUCAUAUUCCAAGCCAGGCCCGGGAUUUCGUUCCGCAGGCAUUGGCAAACAUCCUCUGGAGUGUGGCCAACUUGCAAGAGAAGGUCCCUGAAGCAUUGGCCGUGGUCUCUGCGGUGGCAGCGCGCAUCCCGGGAAAGGUUUCGACUUUUAACGCCCAGGACUUCUUCGACUUGUCCAACUGCCUCUGGGCGGCUGCGAGCCUUCAGGAGGCUUCGCCCGGGGUCCUGGCAGCUGUGCCUGCUAUGGCUCAGUGCAUACCGCAGAAAGCGGAGAGCAUGCUACCCCAGCAUCUGUCGAACUGUAUGUGGGCAGCAGCAAACCUGCAAGAAAGCGUGCCGGCCGUUCUGGCCUUCGUCCCCUGGGUGGCUGAUCGCAUUCCACAGGAAGUCGACAGAAUGAUUCCACAGGCACUCUCGAACUGCUUGUGGGCAGCUGCAUAUCUGCAACAGGCAGCACCAGCCGUGCUUAGAGCGGUUCCUGCCAUCGCAAGCGCGAUCCCGAGAAAGGCGAACGGAAUGAGCCUGCAAGAGCUGUCGAACUGCUAUUGGGCAUCUGCAAACCUGCAAGAGGCAGCUCCCACAGUCUUAGCGGCUAUCCCUGCACUUUCAGAGCGAUUGCCACAGAAGCUCGUGGAGAGUGUGGCUUUGAAACAGCGAAGUGGUGGGCUACAUGUCGAUGAAAAGCUACACAAGAGGGCGACAAGGCUACCCUGGCAGUUUGCUCACCGCGCAAGAUGGCGGACAUAA
Molecule: messenger RNA, 3147 nt
Organism: Symbiodinium sp. CCMP2592
Lineage: Eukaryota; Dinophyceae; Suessiales; Symbiodiniaceae
Source: the annotation of a GenBank genome assembly